Molecule: messenger RNA, 1349 nt
Organism: Moneuplotes crassus
Lineage: Eukaryota; Ciliophora; Spirotrichea; Euplotida; Euplotidae
Source: the annotation of a GenBank genome assembly
UUUCAUGAAGAUCCAUUGUUACUAUUCUGUUCUUCUAAUUUAUCUUUUAUGUCCCUGUGCAGCAAGAGUCGAAAUAGAUAAGAUAACACAGGAUUUACCUGGUUGAUCUCAUUGGAACUUUGAUGCCUUCUCAGGAUACAUCCCUGUCGAUGAAACUAAUCAAUACCAUUAUGUCUUUCUUGAAAGCCAGAAUAAUCCUGUGGAGGAUCCCUUGAUCAUAAUUUUCUCAGGAGGGCCUGGGUGAAGUGCAAUGAACACUUUGUUCCAAGAAAAUGGUCCAUGAACAUUUUAUGGAUAUGAUACAAACCCAGUUCCCCACGACAAUCAAUACUCUUGGAACACAAAUGCCUCUACUCUUUAUGUAGAGAGCCCUCUUGGAGUUGGCUACAAUCUUGGAUACCAACAAGAGGAGAAUACUGAUGAAAAAUCAGCAGAGCUUCACCUAGAAUUUAUCAAGCAAUGGUAUCAAAAAUAUCCGGAGUUCAAGAGCAAUGAUCUUUAUCUGAAUGGAGAAAGUUAUGUUGGAGUUUAUGUACCAAUGCUCGCAGUCUCUCUACAUCAGGCUAAUCUCACUACUAAGUCUGGAGGAUUCCUGAAUUUGAAAGGGAUCAUGGUAGGAAAUCCUAUGACAAGUUGGGAGCAUGAUGCACGUCCUGCUUACAUUGAAAUGGCUUAUUUCCAUGGUUUGAUUCCAAAGCAUCUUAAGGAUAGUAUUGAUCAGAACAACUGUACUUAUAGAUCAUUCAACCAGUCUCCUUUGUCAAAAAUUUGUGAAGAGAACCUUGAAAAAUGCAGUAAAUUUGAUGAAAAUAUCAAUCCCUUAGACAUCUACAGGAAAUUUGGAGACGGGUUUGCUUCCCCAGCACAUUUUGACAUCCCAAGUCUUUAUGAAAAGAGUGAUCUGGAUGCUUUGCUGGGAACAACCUAUGCUGAAUAUCUUAACAGAGAAGAUGUGAUGGAGAUGCUAAACAUUCCUAAAUCAAAGGAGUACUUUUUGCCUUGCUCUGAUGUUAACUACACUCAAAAUGAGAAAGCUUCUUUCUGGACAUACCCCUUAAUCAAAGAAUAUGGAUAUAAGAUUUUAGUCUAUUCAGGAGAUACAGAUGGAGUCGUCCCUACUCUUGGAACAUGGAAAUGGAUCUCAGACCUAGGAUGGGACAUCAAAGAACAUCAAAAGCAAUGGGUAGUUGAUGGUAAAGUUGAAGGCUUUUAUCAUCAAUUUGAUGGCCUUGACUUUUUGAUCUUCCACGGUGCAGGUCAUCUAGUACCAAUAUGGAGAAAAAAAGAAAGUCAUAUUGCUGUUUUCUCUUGGAUAAACCAGAGGAAAUUCCCAUAGUUCAAUAAAUAGA